GUUGCCAAUCAAGCCGAGCAAAGGCUGCGGUGUGGGGAGAUAGACUGAGUUAAAGUUUAACCUGAGCUGAUUGUUAAACAGUCGUCCAGCUGAACCUUUGGAUUUUUGAUAUGAUGAUUACAGAACAACAUUGGUGACACGUCGCAAACCUCAUCAUAAUCAAGGAAGACUUUUCCGGGCGCUGAUCUCUCAAAUUGCUCAGUGAGCACCUCUAAUUUUCCUGAUUUAUUUUGCUGAUAAUCAUUCACAAUGGAAUCAAAUCAAAAAAACGGGGAUGGAUUGACCGGCACUCAAAAAGAAGCAACAUUACGUGCAUUGAUUCACCGCACAGGAUAUAGCUUGGUGCAGGAAAACGGACAAAGAAAAUAUGGGGGACCCCCUCCAGGGUGGGAAGGCCCACCUCCUGAGAGGGGCUGUGAGAUUUUCAUUGGCAAAUUACCACGGGAUCUUUAUGAAGAUGAGCUUGUACCAGUUUUGGAAAAUAUCGGGAAAAUAUAUGAAUUACGGAUGAUGAUGGACUUUAAUGGCAAUAAUAGAGGAUAUGCCUUUGUAUUGUUUACUAAUAGACAAGAUGCCAAGAAUGCAAUUAAACAACUUAAUAAUUAUGAAAUAAGAAAUGGCCGCCUCUUGGGUGUGUGCGCAAGUGUGGACAAUUGCCGGCUGUUUGUUGGCGGGAUUCCUAAAACAAAGCGGAGGGAUGAAAUUCUGGCAGAGAUGAAGAAGGUUACAGAAGGGGUGGUUGAUGUCAUUGUGUACCCCAGUGCAGCAGACAAGACCAAAAAUCGAGGAUUUGCCUUUGUGGAAUACGACAGUCAUCGCGCCGCAGCUAUGGCAAGGCGCAAAUUGUUACCAGGAAGGAUUCAGUUAUGGGGACACCCAAUAGCAGUGGACUGGGCUGAACCAGAGGUUGAAGUUGAUGAGGAAACAAUGUCAUCAGUCAAAAUUUUAUAUGUACGUAAUCUUAUGCUACCAACCAGUGAAGAAGCAAUUGAAAAAGAAUUUAAUAGCAUCAAACCAGGCACAGUUGAAAGAGUCAAGAAAAUCCGAGAUUAUGCAUUUGUUCAUUUUGUUACCCGAGAAGAUGCGAUUAACGCCAUGAACAAGAUGAAUGGAAAGGUGUUGGAUGGCUCUCCAAUUGAGGUCACUCUGGCCAAGCCUGUGGAUAAGGACAGUUAUGUGCGUUACACCAGAGGAACCGGAGGUCGAGGGGCAUUGCUGCAAGGAGAAUAUACCUACGCCUUAGGACAGGUAUAUGAUCCUGCAGCUGCCUACCUUGGGGCUCCUGUUUUCUAUGCACCCCAGGCCUACACAGCUAUUCCCAAUCUGCGUUUCCCAAACAAGGGGCAUCUCAGUGCAAGGGGGAUGAUACGGGCUCCCUCUGUGAGAGAAAUUUACAUGAAUGUACCUGUAGGGGCUGCAGGAGUUAGAGGGCUAGGAGGACGAGGUUAUUUGGCUUAUACGGGUGUUGGGCGUGGUUAUGCAGGUUACCACGUGAAAGCAGACAAAAGGCAAGAGGAGAAACUUUACGACCUCUUGCCUGGAAUGGAGCUCACUCCAACCAACCCAGUGACCCUGAAACCACAAGGAAUAAAGCACCCAUCUCAGAUUUUAGAAGAUAUAUGCCAAAAAAACAGCUGGGGACAGCCAGUUUACCAGCUUCAUUCGGCAAUUGGACCUGACCAAAGACAGCUCUUUGUAUAUAAGAUCACCAUUCCUGCUCUUGCCAAUCAGUACGCAAGCAUCCAACCGUUCACACCACCCAAACUGUGUACAUCUGUGGAGGAAGCAAAAAGUUAUGCAGCAGAGCAUGUCCUUCAGAUCCUAGGUCUUCAAACUGAAGGUACCGAGCCAACUGCAGCUGCUGCUUUCACAGGCAGACCUCUGUCUAUGCCUGUCUCCUACUUGGCUUCAUCCACUGAUCUCCCAUUCCCAUGUUAUGCUACAGGCUACACAUUAGCAGGUGCUGCAGCCACUGUGGCAGCUACACAACUGAAACAAGCGGUUGCCCUCGGCCAGGACCUAGCCACAUACGCCACAUACGAAGGUUAUCCCGCAUUCGCGGUGCCUACACGCGGAGACGCCUACGGAGCUUUCUGAUAAGAUUUGGACAAUGACGAGCAGCCCUGCUAACACACAUUAAGAGCAACAGUGGGAAUGAUGAUUGAAAUGAAUAGCCAAAUAUAGAUACAGAUUAAUAGAAUGUGAUUAUUCUCAACGAUAUGAUUCCAAUAACCAUGUAAACAAUUCCAAUAAAAGCUAGAAUCUAAUUAGAUUACAAGGCUAAUCAGCUUGUACACAAAGAUAUCUAUCUAUCUAUAUAUAUAAAUAUAUAUACAUACAUUAAGGAUGUAUCUUAAGUUAAGAGGACUUUUAACACAAAGUAAGAAAGCUAUAUAGCCCUUUAAUAUUUUUAUAUUUCUCAGGUAUAAUUUGGCCUUCAUGUUUACAUAGUAACUCAUACUUGUGCCAUACAGGAUACUCAGUUAUGAGAGGACUAUUAAAGUGUUCACGUGAGGUGUGUGCAUCUACUUUAGGUAUGCAUAACUAGAAAGUGUCCAUUUUGCGUUGUCUGCAUUUACUGAUAAAGUUCGUGUUUACUCAAUUUCAAUACAUUAUUGGGAUUGCCUUGUCCCAACUCUGAAUCGCUACCAUAGUCUAGUUUAACUGUAGUACCACAAGAUGGCCCCUGCAUAACAGGAUAUCAUUCCUAAUAUUUCCAUGACCAAAUAUAAUACAAAUCAUAUCCUACAAGCAAUGUGAGCAGGGAGUAUAAAAGAUAUUUGAAAAAAAAAGUUCCAACCUACAGCUGCUAUAUACCAAUAACCAAGUAGAGUAGCAUGUGAAGUCGAGGUUUUGUUCAGUAUUUAGCAACCAUUUUAAUGAUUCCCUUUCUCCAAAGUUUCGGCUGACUCUUUAGUUUAAAAUGGAACAAAACUAUGCUUUAUUGUAUUGUGCCAAAAAAAGGCAUUGACAUUAUAUUUGAAUUUUGUAAGGUGUUCAGGAAGGUGCCAAAGCCACAAACAGUGAUAACAGUAUUAAAACAUGCGCCUGGGAGCGUUUAGAACCUAUUUUUGUACCAGUCGUCAAAAUAUCAAUGUUUGUACAGAAUAUAACAUUUUCUCUCAGAUAUUGCAAUGUUCUUUAAAGAAAAUUAUCAAUCAUUCAUUUAAAAAAAACUGUUAUCGGGGAAAAUUGCUGACUAAUAAAACCUAAGAAUAAAUUGGCACUACAGAAUCAUGGGAAUACUAUCAGUUGGUUUGUGUAAUCGUUGAGUUCUAAACAAGGAAUAUUGUGAAGCCAUAGCAUGUUUCAUUGGAUUAUAAUUUCUCUUGGUCCAGUUACCAUCAGAGAUGGUGAAAAACAUCUAUCUCGAUCCUUCAUGAGUAAUGACAAUCUUUCAGAAUGUACUCAAUAAAUGUGGUAUGAAUAAUUAAUAAUGUUUACUUCAUUGCCAACUCUGUUUUCAAUAAAUGUUUCACAAAACUA
Messenger RNA from Rhincodon typus (whale shark), 3486 nucleotides. It is a transcript of the gene a1cf, whose product is annotated as apobec1 complementation factor. The record is from RefSeq and is a predicted model, not a curated record. Gene Ontology annotation, molecular function: mRNA binding. Bases 250 to 2097 code for a protein of 615 amino acids. Lineage: Eukaryota; Metazoa; Chordata; Chondrichthyes; Orectolobiformes; Rhincodontidae. The transcript is spliced from 12 exons. Gene Ontology annotation, cellular component: nucleus.